AUUUUCAUUUUAAUUCUUAGGCGGCCUGGAGGAGAUAGGAUAUAUAAUGUCUUUGACAAUCAGCUUCCUGCUGCUUUACGGAAGCUUCCAUUUGAUCGGCAUCUUUCUCUCCAGAAUGUAAGAAAAGUGGUGUCAGAGGCUGAUGGUUAUCAGCCUCACUUGAUUGCCCCAGAGCAAGGUUACAGGCGCCUGAUUGAGGGGGCUCUUGGUUACUUUAGAGGCCCAGCUGAAGCUUCAGUAGAUGCUGUUAAUUUCGUUUUAAAAGAACUCGUGAGGAAGUCAAUAGCUGAAACUCAGGAGCUGAAGCGCUUCCCAACAUUUCAAGCUGAACUAGCUGCAGCAGCAAAUGAAGCUUUAGAAAGGUUUCGUGAAGAGAGUAAGAAGACAACUCUUCGGCUUGUAGACAUGGAAUCUUCUUAUCUCACUGUGGAUUUCUUUCGGAGACUUCCUCAAGAAGUGGAGAAAUCUGGUACUCCUGCUGCUGCCACAAACAUUGAUCGAUAUGCCGAAGGACAUUUCAGGAGAAUUGCAUCUAAUGUGUCAUCCUAUAUAGGGUUGGUGGCUGAUACUCUUAGAAAUACAAUUCCAAAGGCUGUUGUUUAUUGUCAGGUCAGGCAAGCAAAACAGUCAUUGCUACACCAUUUCUACACACAAAUAGGGAAGAAAGAGGUACAUUCUCUAGGCUCUUACUUUCUCUCAGUUUAUCUCUUAAGAAAGUGCACAUUUUUCCUUAAUGGAUAGUGAUAACAACUUUGGGGAAAUUACUCUACAAAAGCUAGCCAUUGUAGUGGGAGAGCUCAAGGCCUUGUAUAUUCUAAACUAUAUUCCCAUUCAUUUGAUGUGGAACUCAAGUCUCUUACCCUGCAAUUGGAUCUGAAGAUCCCACCACACUCUGCAGCCACCAGCAUCCAUGCAUGUGGCAGUGGCCCCUUCAACUAAUCCUAGCCAUACACUGCCAUACCAACAUCACCACCCGUGUUGCUCACUUGCAGCCAAGAGACAUGAUGAAAAGCUUUGAUACCUAUUGAUAAGAACCUUAGGGAGAACUGCACCACAAAAGUUAGUUGUUGUAGUUGGAGAGACUAGGGUCUUAUAAACCACACAUUAUAAUUUCAUACUUCUAAUGUGGGAGUGAGACUGAAGACCCAUACCUUGCAAUUGAAUCCUAAGUUCUAACAAAUUGUUGCAAUUCUGUAACUUCAGUUAAGUUGACCCAGAUGGACUCUGCCAAUCAUAAUUAUAUAGUAUCGAGUUGCCUUUCUGACAUUUGAUUUAUCUAAUCAUUCACAUUUUUAGGUAAAAACUAUUUUAUAUUUGUUAGAGAUAGUGAAAUAUUCUUGGGGACAAUUUGUUAUAGAUAAUCAUCUUUACCUACAUGAUAUGCUCCAAAUACUGUUACCAUCGAAGGAUUAGUCAGUUGGCCUUUAUAUUAUAACAUGCUUCCAAAAAUUUAAGUCUAGGGGUAAUUUUGUGUAAAUUUUAGUUAACAUAAAUGAUAAUAAAUAUUGAUAAACCCUUUUAGUUGUAUCAAUACAAAAUUUCUUGAAACUAUAUCGUUUCUGUUGAGAUCUAUGGUAAGUGCUUUGAAUAUAAAAAUUAUGUAGUUAUAUAAUUAUUUGAAUGUGUAAUGGUUUGAGCCAUCCAUGAAGAGGGCAUACAAAUGAACCAUCAAAUUUUUAUUAUGGUGCUAUAUUUACUUGAUAAUUUAUCUUAUGUUUAUAAAGUAUGUAAAACAAAACUUGAAUUUUGCUUGGAAUGUGAUGUUAAGAGAAUGGAGCAGGUCAUUUGGUCUAUGAGCCUACAUUUGAUAGAAGACAAGAAUUUAUUCUACUAUUUGGUGGUAAAAAGGAAAAUGUUAUAAAAUGCAUAUUUAAACAUGUAUAUUUAAUUGUAGUUAAAUAUAGUAUAUUCAAUCUAGGGUAAAAGCCACAUUAGUUUGUUGAAGGAAGGGGGUAAUAUCCGUUUGUCGUCUCCACUGGAUCAUUCUGUCAAAUGAUUCAUU
Messenger RNA from Cajanus cajan (pigeon pea), 2002 nucleotides. Lineage: Eukaryota; Viridiplantae; Streptophyta; Magnoliopsida; Fabales; Fabaceae. The record is from RefSeq and is a predicted model, not a curated record.